AUGGCUGUGCAUAUGUCACCGGCGCCAGCGGGAUUCCAGCAGCUGCCCCACCCUCUGACCUUUCGUCUGGUGAAUCCACAAAAUGGGAGGGCUGUACAUGCAGGAAUCCGCGAGUUCUCGGCCGAAGAGGGCGAGAUUGUUCUGAGCAGCUUUUUGAACGAGGCAUUGGGCAUUGAGGAGCGGUCUGCAGAGCCCUCGCGGAACUCCAGUCCGAAUGGCCACACAGACGGAGACCAUACCAUGGAGAAUGGCAGCAGCAGUGACGCCCCAAAAAUCACAGUACACGCCAAGCAGCUACCCAAAGGCACCUUUGUCAAGCUGCGGCCGCUGGAAGCCGGCUAUGAUCCCGAAGACUGGAAGUCGAUGCUCGAGGAACACUUGCGCUCAAACUUCACAACGCUGACAAACGGCGAGGUCCUGGUCGUGUACGGCGGUCGAGGGUUGGGCGGCAAGCGCGAGGAGUUUCGCUUUUUGGUCGACGGCUUCAAGCCCGAGGGAGACGGAAUAUGCGUUGUAGACACAGACCUCGAGGUUGACAUUGAGCCUCUGAACGAAGAGCAGGCUCGCGAAACGUUGAAGAGAAUAGUGGCCAAGAGACACCGCGCGCCCGGCACAGAACAAGGCAGUUCAACCGGCGGUACAAUCGACAUAUUCAAUGCGCAGUCCGGACAAGUACUUGAGGGCGAGUACGUCGACUUUGAGUUGCCGUCAUGGGACCGAUCUCAGGGGCUGGAAAUCCUGUUGGAUGAGGUAGACGCCGAGGACGACAUUGAUCUCUUCGUCAGCCCGUACUCUUCUCGCCAAAGAGUUCGCCCGCGGGAAGACGAGCACGUUUUUGCCAAUCUCUCCAGUAGUUACCCAAAACGCAUACGCCUACAGCCUACCAACGUCGAACUCGAUGAAGCAGAAGCAGUAUGGAUCUCAGUACACGCAUAUCCGGCGGAAUCGCCAUCCAGCACGCCCAAGCCUUUCCGCUUAAAAGUUUCGAUAUUCGACCCAAAGACGGAGGUAGAUAAGAAAGCCAAAGAAACCCCAGAUGAUUCACAUACAGUCGGCGAAGACGAAGUGGUCUGCAAAAACUGCAAGCAGAUAGUGCCCAAGGGAUCUCUCUUCCUCCACGAGAAUUUCUGCCUCCGGAACAACAUACUCUGCCCCCAAGGCUGCGGCCAAGUCUUCCAGAAGCGCUCUCAAGAUUAUCAGAAUCACUGGCACUGUCCUCACGACACGUUUACCGGCAACACGCCUCUCAGCCGCCAGAAGCACGACGCCUACUACCACACUGCACAAACAUGCUCCUCAUGCGGCCUCGAGUUUCCCUCUAUCCCCACGCUCGCCCAGCACAAAACCACAAUCUGCCCCGGCAAACUCAUCCUCUGCCGCUUCUGCCACCUGCAAGUCGCGCAAGAAGGCGACCCCAACGACCAGUCCGCCGAACUCCUCCUCUCGGGCCUCACCCCCCACGAACUUGCCGACGGCGGCCGCACAACCGAAUGCCAUUUCCCUCUGCGGCGCCCACGCCUUAAGCCACGCUCGGGCGCGAUCCAAAUCCGCGGCUUCAGCCUCGAGCGCCGCAACACACCACUCAAGCGCAUACCCACCUUUACCCUCUAUGCCCGAUUCCGCCGCCAGCAAUUCCGCCAGGACCCUUGCUUUGUGGGCUCUCUCGUCGACGCAGAAGUGCAGGGGGGUAUCGUACCCUUUUCCAUCUACACCCUGGAGGAAGGGUUUAACCAUUGGAAUGGCAUCUUUGGUUGCAACGGGGGUGUCGGGGUGACCCUUAUUUUUGCGUGCGGAGCGACAGUAGGGGUUUGCGCACCAGGGUUUCGCGCAGCCGGUCAGGAGCUGGCUGAGGUAGCGGCGCUCGAUGCGGCGGCGGAGCGCUUUGGCGUCCGGGUCGUGUAG
Messenger RNA from Exserohilum turcica Et28A, 1902 nucleotides. RefSeq lists its product as uncharacterized. Lineage: Eukaryota; Fungi; Ascomycota; Dothideomycetes; Pleosporales; Pleosporaceae. Gene Ontology annotation, molecular function: polyubiquitin modification-dependent protein binding. The record is from RefSeq and is a predicted model, not a curated record. Gene Ontology annotation, cellular component: VCP-NPL4-UFD1 AAA ATPase complex. Bases 1 to 1902 code for a protein of 633 amino acids. The transcript has 2 exons.